Messenger RNA from Rhagoletis zephyria (snowberry fruit fly), 8303 nucleotides. It is a transcript of the gene pros, whose product is annotated as homeobox protein prospero. Gene Ontology annotation, cellular component: nucleus. Gene Ontology annotation, molecular function: DNA-binding transcription factor activity, RNA polymerase II-specific; RNA polymerase II cis-regulatory region sequence-specific DNA binding. Gene Ontology annotation, biological process: regulation of transcription by RNA polymerase II. The record is from RefSeq and is a predicted model, not a curated record. Lineage: Eukaryota; Metazoa; Arthropoda; Insecta; Diptera; Tephritidae.
AGGAGGAUUUAUAAUGGACGGAGAUAAAUAACAUUUUAUUUGUGAGAGACUUCGAUUGUUCGGGAGGAUAGAGGAUUCCAAAUUAAACGACCAAAAACAAAAUUUAUUCAGCCAAAACUAUUAUUAAAUACUACGAGUAUAUUUGAUGAAAUUUAUUUAAUUAAAAUUAAAUUAUCUCAAAAACUAACUCAAAUUAUGAAAUUAUUGAACUGAAGAAUUAAGUAAUAACAAAAGUAUCAAGCCAAAAUGUUGUAGAAAUUAAAUGCAAAAGACAUUCGCAUGUGUGUGGUGGUGGAAAGUAAAAUCAAAACAAAAUUCAACAUUAGAAAGAGAAAAAAACGUAGAAGACGUAAAGAACCAAAAUUAGAAAGCGAUUUAAUCGUAGUUAAAACCAGCGUCAAAGUUGAAAACAAAAUUUUAAAUUUUGGCGAGAUUUGAAUCUUUCUACCGGCCUUUGAAAGAGGGAGGACGAAGUUAAGACUACUUCAACAAGUAAGCAAACCAAUCCAAGGAGCCCAUACUGUGGCAAUUGGAAAACCGCGAGAAAAGUCAAAAGAAUAAGUCGAAUAAAAGAGGGAAAGCCAGUCGGACGCGGACAAAAACCAGCAACACAUUUUUACAAUAAAUAUUGAAAUCAUUGAUAAGAAUAUCUAGCUUAGGAAUGGGAAAAUAACAAACUACAUAAUUGCUAGGAAGUUGUUUGUACCAAAAGGAGACACCCGACCACAACUGAAAAGUAAAUAAACCGCCCAUUGAUUAAACACGUUUAAGAAGAGGAUAUCGGCUUGCAGAAAUUAUAUGCAAUACAUAUAUGUAGUUAUACAUAUAAAAGAAGCUACAUCUAAAUAACUACUCGCUCCCCACGGCGGUGGAUAUUGAAGAACUCAAAUAAGACACAAAAGGCAAUAAAAGUGGCGAACAAUAACAAAAGUUAUGCCGGCAUAUACGUAAAGACGAAACUAUACAAUAAUAUCCCAACUUGGACUCUUCUGAUAUCUAAAUAAAUACAUAUGUGUUAGUGUGCAUCCGAGGCAGCACCAAUCCAACUAAAACGCAAGGAAGCAGCAACUGCAAAGACAAUGCAAUUGCAAUAAAAGGCAUCGAACAACGAAUAUCGACGAUUCUAAGGAGAAGUGCUGCGGUGAAUAACAGAAGCCCCAAUCCAAGGCAAUACGACGAAACAAAACCAAGAGCGAGUGAUUUCUAAGCAGCGACAGAGGCCGUCGUAGAGCUGAAUACCUUCGCGUGUGAGAGAAUGGUAUAUUGGUGUUAGUGAUUGUCUAUUAACAGUUCGCAUAAGUAAUAAAGUAAAUUCUACAACAAAAACAAGCGAGAAAACUUCUGUGUGAAAGAAAAGGCAAAAACUUGGUGAGCCAAUAGACGAUCCACGUACAUACACACACACAACACUGCCAGCGUAGUUGUUUGCAUAUGUGAACGCUGAUUGUGCGACCAUUGUGCGCACUCCGAAGGUUGUAGCAGCAACCACAGCUGCUCAGCAGGAGCAGAAGCGCUGAAGCAUUACUUGACGACUUAACGGAUAAAAAGGCAGCAACCAGUCCCCAUUGUUGCUGGUAGAGGUAUACAGCAGCGUCGGAUAUAGAGUUUGUUAGGUAAAAUAAAAGGUAAAAAGAGCGAGUAGAAGUAAAGGAGAGAGCGCUAGGCUUGAGACGGGAGAGAAUAAAUACUUGCUGAGGCUGUUGGCAUCUUAUGAUGUCAUCAGAAGGGGACACAGAGUGUUUUGGAUUGUACAGCGAUGAUAAGUUACUAUUAAAGGCGGCCACAGCAACAUUGCCAAAGUCAACGCUGGCGUCAUCCUCGCCUUCAUCACCGCUGUUGAAAUUAGAUACCGACUCUGUGGUGAAACAAGAACCGCCACCACCAACGCCGAUUCAGCCGGUUAAAAGCGGAAAGACAAACUUAAACCAAAAUAUAGGCAACACUAGUAACGUCAACGGCGGUUGUAAUAAAAACAACAACAUCUGCAGCAAUAACAGCAUUGGUCCGGCUCUCGAGGAAACACCCGAAAGCGAGCGCAUCGGCAGCGGUGGUGACAACGACAACGACAACGACGACGACGAUAGCGACGUUGUUGUCGUACUUGAAGGCGUCGUAAGCAACAGCGAAGGCGCAACUAAUAGUCUGAAACAGAAUCGCGUUCGUAGUCGUAACCGCAGUGGAAGUCGAAGUCGCAGUCACGGCGAUGUCGGUAACAACAGUGGUGGAAAACAGCAAGUCGUGCAUGCCACUGAGCAAGUCAACCAAAGUAGUCCGUGUGGUGCCAUCAAUAAGACAGCAACGUGCACCGCUAGUUUUCCAGCGCGUUCGAAAUCAACAGCAGUAGUAAUUUCAUCGUCGUCGUCUAAAUUGAAUAAAAAGAACGUAUCCUUAACGUCAAGUGAAUUUCUCGUGAAUAAGAACAGUAAUUCAAUUAAUUUGAAUAGUAAGAAAAAUUUUGUGAAUGGUAAUAGUGCUAUAAGUGUAGAACCGAAACUAUUCGCGUCGGUACUUCCGUUUAGUGCACCGCAACUGAACAACGUUUCACGUUUUCAGGAAAAUACAAGCUCAACGUCGUUGCCGUUAUCGCUUUCGCCAACGCCGUCUUCCCCGCUUGUGCCGCCUACAGCGUCUGCCUUCAUGAGUAGUGCUGCUGCGGCUGUCGCGGGUGCUACUGGAGGAUCUCUGUAUGGAGCCUUAUUAAAUCAGACCACUUCGUCGACCAAUAGCGCUAUUAACGGCGUUAACGUUAAUAACAUUCCACAUAACAAUUCUGACGUCCCUGUAUCCGCUUCUUCGUCGCCAACAGCAUCCCUGCUGUCUGGUAACUUUACAGCGGCUCUUGGCAGCCUCUUCUCAGCAAACGGUUUCGGUUCCGCAAAAAUGUUGAAUGAAUUAUUUGGUCGACAAAUGAAGCAAGCACAAGAUGCUACCAGCGGAUUGCCCGCUACUCUUGACAAUGCCAUGUUAGCCGCAGCUAUGGAAUCGGCCUCAAGCGCUGAACUUCUAAGCGCAGCAGGGCUAGUAAACAGUUUAGGUCUUAAUGCUACAAAUAAAUUGCUCAAUAAUAAUACAAUAAACAGUUUGAAUAGUUUAAGUGAUGCCAAUACAUCUGCUUCAAAUAACGACAAUGCCAAUGCUGAUAGCCAGCAACCAUCUCAUGCCGCGUCUGCUUCACAAUCGCCUAAAAAUCGACGCAGAAGCAACUGCAGUGAUCGGGAAGAAGUGAAUUCGCGCGCCGUUGAUGUAAAUUCUCCACCUCGUGCGCCCUCCGUUAGUUCACCAUCGGCAGUAGGGGAUGCUGCAGCAGCUUUAGAAAGGACAUCGCCCAGCAUUCAUCAGCAACAACAGCAGCAUCAGAACGAAUUAGCUCACCACAUGUUAAGGAACAUACUGCAAGGAAAGAAAGAGUUAAUGCAACUGGACCAAGAGCUGCGCUCAGUGAUGGGCCAACAACAACAACAACAGCUUGCAGAAGGCCAUAAUACGCUUAAACAUAACAACAACAAUUUAUCUGCUGCUAAUAACAAUAACGUCGCUGACAAAGAUUCAAAGAACACGAUAAAUUUGCUGGAGGACACCAUGUCUGACAUCAAGAUUAAAUGCGAGCCAAAUCAAAUACAAAACAACUCUCACCGUACGUCAGCCGAUCGCAGAAAAUCAUCUGAUUCUGAAAAUGCUGAUUCGCAGCUGGAUGAAGAUCAGCAGUCAGAAGGUGACAAUAUGGAUCAACAGAAUACGGAUGAUCAAGAUGAACAACAGCAUUCAGCCUUACAGGUAAGCGUGACUAAGAAAGAGGCAGAAGAAAUUCUCGAAGACGUAGAAUUGAUAGGUUUAAAUUCUCGAUCUGAUUUGGAGUCCUUGGCAUCGCCCAGCCAGUCUGAAAUGAUGCUGUUAGAGAACAGCAAGGAUGAGCUGGAGGAAGAACUUGAGAAAGAUGUUGCUGCCACCAUGUCCAAAAAAACAGGUAUGGAUAUGAAAAGGGCUCGCGUGGAAAAUAUCGUCACCACAAUGCGUUCCAGUCCGUCGUCGCAUCAGUCGCACUUGCAAGUGAAUGGCUGUAAGAAGAGGAAACUAUAUCAACCACAACAGCACGCAAUGGAAAGAUACGUCGCUGCAGCUGCGGGUUUGAACUUCGGAUUGAAUCUGCAAAGCAUGAUGUUGGACGAUGAAGCAUCUACUGAAAUGGAGUCGCCUCAGAUUCAGCAGAAACGCGUUGAAAAGAAUGCGCUAAAAUCGCAGUUGCGCUCCAUGCAGGAACAGCUGGCAGAAAUGCAGCAGAAGUAUGUGCAAUUGUGCUCGAGAAUGGAGCAAGAAUCCGAAUGUCAGGACAUUGACGAUACUGCUAGUGAUAGUAUGGAGCAAGACGACAACGGUGUUGAGCUUUCUCCAUCGCCCUCCUUAACAGGUGAAUCUGGUUUAAAUGACAAAGUGCAACCUGAUAGCGAACGUCCAAGUUCUACCUCGCCAACUUUUCCCAUAAAGGCCCAGAAACAUUUGACCUCGCAAAGUUCUAUGUCUCUCGAGAAUGCCCCUAACAUGCUAUCACAAAUGAUGACCAAAAUGAUGUCAUCGCGAUCACUUGUGAACCAUCCGCAAAUGCAGCAAUCAUUCAAUGGCCCGCUACCACUAUUACAGCACAUGCCACAGUUGCAGGGCGAGGCGGGUGGCAGCCAUUUGUCGCACCCUGCCAUCAGUAACGCUGCCGCUAUGUACCUGGGUCAGCAGUUCUUUUUCGAACAAGAAGCUCGUAUGGCAAAGGAAGCCGCUGAACAUCAGGAGCGGCAGCAGCAGCAACAACAGCAACUGCAGCAACAGCAUCAUCAGCAGCAACAAGAGGCGCAGGAACAACAGCGUCGUUUUGAACAGGAACAACAACAGCGCCGGAAGGAUGAGAAGCAACAGCAACAACAACAGGUACAACAAGCUGCUCAACAACAAGCAGCACAGCAGCUGCAGCGGCAACAGCAACUACAACAAAUGCAGCAGCAGCAACAACAACAGCAUCUGGAACAAACUGUGCCAACUGUCGCUCUAAACCAACCAACCCGACCACACCUGCAUCAUAACCGGCUUAAUCAGCGCCAUAGUAAUCAUUCUUCGCUUAAGUCCGAGCUGUCAGAAAAAUUUAACAUGCUGCGAUCGAGCUCCAAUUCGAUUAUGCGAAUGUCCGGUUCAGAUCUUGAAGGACUUGCCGAUGUACUGAAGUCGGAAAUUACUACUUCACUUUCGGCAUUGGUGGAUACAAUUGUCACAAGAUUCGUACAUCAACGCCGCCUAUUCAGCAAACAAUCGGAUUCUGUGGCAGCAGCCGCCGAACAACUCAACAAAGAUUUGCUCAUGGCCUCCCAGAUACUCGACCGUAAGUCACCGCGUACGAAAGUUGCGGAUCGAUCGCAAUCAAAUCCCAUCAAUAACAGUAAUCCAAGCAGCGCCAAUUCAGCAUCGGGACAAUCCGUCGUGAGUGGAAACUCUAUCGCCAACUCUGCAGCAGUUCAAACAGGUAAUAAUGGUUCUCUUCUUCUAGUUAAUAAUGUCUCCUCAACUAAACAACUAAAUAACGGUCAUAAUAAUAACAUAUCCACUAACCACCUGGGUCACCUGCAGUCCACUGUAAAUAAUGGUGCGCAAAUGCAUGUCGGCCCAGGACCCGCUGUAUCUGUUGGCGGAGUAAAUGUGCCUCAACACUCGCAUACAAAUAAUCAAUCAAGCGCUUUGGCGACCUCAAGUGGUCAGUCAAAUACCCAGCACGCGCAGCAAAUAGCCCAAAUGUCCGCGUUGAAUGCGCAAAAUUGCCAAAGCCUCAUCGCCGCCCCGCGUCUUAAUGGCAAUCAGCUGUCGUUUCCCUCGCCGGCUGCAGCCGCAGCUGCGGCUAUGGGCCUGCAAAUGCAUCAUGCUGCUGCCGCAGCUGCAAUGUCUGCCGCUGCUAAUCAGCAAAAUCAUAAUCAGCAGAUCACGAACGACAGCUCUGCCCAAAACCCUCUAAAUCCGAGUAUUAAAAUGAACUCCAAUUCAAACACAAACAAUACUAACAGUUUAAGUACAAUUAAUAUACCACCUCCUCAUAUACGUCCUUCACCCACAGCGGCAGCAAUAUUUCAGGCACCGAAGACACCGCAAGGAAUGAAUCCGGUCGCGGCUGCCGCACUCUAUAAUUCCAUGGCCGCCGGCGGCCCCAACCAAAUGAACCCCUUCUGCAUUCCAGAGUCGCGUGAAGCCCAACAACAACAACAGCAGCAGCAACAACAACAAUUAGAGCAGAACGAAGCCCUUAGCUUAGUUGUGACACCGAAGAAGAAGCGUCAUAAGGUGACCGAUACGCGCAUAACGCCGCGCACCGUCAGCCGCAUAUUGGCUCAGGAUGGUAUAGUGCCUCCGAAUCCCGUGGCAUCAAACACCAUGUUGGACGGCGCUGGAAAAUUCAGUCAAAUAGGCCUCCACCCCAACCAGCAACAGCCACAGCCCAAUCUUACCCAGUCGGGUUGUAAUCCAACAAACGCAGGAAACAAUAGCACCAGUGCUACUCCGGUCACCGCGAAUAUUGCGGGCAAUGUAAAAACGACGCCCGCACAAAGCCCAUCACCAUGUGCCCAAGCGGCCACCUAUCAUCCGCCGCCACCACCACCACCCAUGUUGCCCGUGUCACUGCCCACCUCCGUGGCCAUACCCAAUCCUUCGUUACACGAGUCGCAAGUAUUCUCACCUUACAGUCCAUUCUUCAAUCCUCACCCGCCACAUGCGCCACCACCCCCGCACGGUCCACAUAGUGGUGCCCAUAGUACGCCAACCGCUGCCCAAAUGCAUCACAUGAAGAUGUCAUCAAGCCCACCCGGCCUUGGCGGUCUGAUGGACUCACGUGAAUCACCACCGCUUCCUCAUCCGCCAUCAAUGCUUCAUCCUGCACUGUUGGCCGCUGCCCAUCAUGGCGGCUCACCUGACUACAGUGCCCAUCUGCGCGCGGCUAUGGAUGCUCAGGACCGUAAUUCAGAUUGCAAUUCAGCGGACAUGCAAUUUGAUGGAAUGCAGCCAACAAUAUCAUUCCUGAAGCAGCAAAUGAUCAAAAAUAGCGACUCCUUGACUCCACUGCACUCGUCAACAUUAACGCCAAUGCACCUGCGCAAAGCCAAACUGAUGUUCUUCUGGGUGAGGUAUCCUAGCUCAGCGGUACUGAAAAUGUACUUUCCGGACAUUAAAUUCAAUAAGAAUAACACAGCACAAUUGGUUAAAUGGUUCUCAAACUUCCGAGAAUUCUACUACAUCCAAAUGGAGAAGUACGCGCGACAAGCGGUUACCGAGGGCAUCAAAUGCGCAGAUGAGCUGCAAGUUGGAGGUGACAGUGAACUGUAUCGCGUUCUGAAUUUGCAUUACAACCGUAAUAACCAUAUUGAGGUACCUCAAAAUUUUCGUUUUGUUGUCGAACAAACAUUGCGUGAAUUCUAUCGCGCUAUCCAAGGAGGCAAGGAUACCGAACAAUCGUGGAAGAAGGCAAUCUACAAAGUCAUCUCUCGUAUGGACGAUCCAGUGCCCGAAUACUUCAAGUCUCCCAACUUUUUGGAACAACUGGAAUAAGAGGAAAGUGAACGCAAUCGUGUUAUUCACAUGCUUCGCACAAAUUUAAAACGCAAAUCUAAAUCAAGUAAAUCUUCGAAAGUUAUAACAACAGGUACUACAACAACCGUAACUACAUCAACCGCGCAUGCAGCAUCUGCACCAAGGGCAACUUUCGCAACAACUGCAGUUAUGGCUACAACCGCAGCCAUCCCAACGACUGGUGUUGAAAAUAUGGCUAGCGUAGCGAUUACCAAUAUAUACCAGCAAAAUUUGCCGAGCAUAAGUUAAGUUCGUCCCAUUUGGUUCAGUUCGAAUUUUCUUUAGUUCGAAUAUGAAAUAGGUAGAAUCUUUAAGACAUUGCUUACAGCCGAAAUUUAUAAAACAAUUAUUGAGCAAAAUCACGUGAACAACUGACAGCAAAUCACUUUAGGCCGGUAAAUAUUCGCUUUGGAAAUACAUAGCAUAUGUAUAUAUUUUAUGUAGAUGAAGCUAUCGAAACAAAAAGGAGGGUGAAAUUGAAAACUUUACUUUAAAACUUGUAUUAAGAAGUUACUAACAAAAAAAAUUAUGAGUGUCACAAAGACAUUUCUUUCGACAAUACGAUAAAAUAUGAUUUAUUAAAAAGGUAAUUUCGAUAAGAUGCUGCGGAAAAGUCCUAAACUUCCUAAAUAUUUAAAUGCAUCCCAUUGUUCAUUCAUUUUCACAACGCGCAUUGCGUUCACAAAAGCAAACUAACUCAAACAUACCAAAAAAAA